Molecule: messenger RNA, 870 nt
Organism: Loa loa (African eye worm)
Lineage: Eukaryota; Metazoa; Nematoda; Chromadorea; Rhabditida; Onchocercidae
Exons: 3
Coding region: 1-870 (289 amino acids)
Source: RefSeq, a predicted model, not a curated record
AUGAAGAAAACGGCAUUUGCAUCCGAUAUCCCUGUUCAUCUAAGGCGACAGAUCUACAUCAAGGGGAAAAUAAAAGAAAUCUUACAACUUUGGUGUCUUAUUGUGCAAAAUACUUCCAAGAAAAUACAAAUUUUCUUUCCACUUGGACAAGAUUCUAAAUUACUGUGUUUGCAGAUUGCUUUUACUGACGAUGCCACUGUCGUUGCUUAUACAUCUGUAAUCGGCAACAGAAGAAUCUGGUGCAACAAAUACCUGGGGAGGAGUGCAAAGUUCAGUACCUACAAAAGCCAUUCUACUGUACUGUCCAUUUCUUUACAUGAAUCUGAAUCAUGGGCUAUCUUCUACCACCACUUGCUAUUCCUCGAACGUUUCCCACCAGCACUACCUCUGUAUAGUCCCAGCCAUCCAUUGUGCUCUAUGGUGAACUGGUCUCCGCAGAACAAGAACCACAAAAAAGGGGUACAAGGAUGCCUUGAAACAAUACUUGAGCUUUGCCCAUAUAGGCUACCAUCAGUGGUCGCUGGAAUGGACUACUCUGUCCUCGAAUCAGAAGACGUGGACAUCAUCCAUAACGCUGCUGCUUCCUUUGAGAACACACACAGAAUCAGACUCGAGGACAAAAAAAGACGGAAAAAAAACCGUACCUCAUCAAAAUCGCCUAAGAAGGCUUUUCGCUGUACCUUUUGCAAUCAAACUUGUUUAUCCUGCAGUGACCUUCUUAGCCAUCACGCCUGCAGCGUGGGUAUAACCCUUCACGUAUCUUCGUUCGGGAAGCUUUUCCGAGACGGCGACUAUCUCCAUACUUGCAGAUGUUCAUUCUGUGGAAUUAUUUACGUUGAUUUUUUCUGGGCACAUCAGAAAUGCCCAUAG